AUGAGUAACAGUCACUUACGUCCUCUGGCCUCUGUGUCUGAGAUCGAUCACGUGCAUCUGCUGUCAGAGCAGUUGGGGGUGCUGGUGCUUGGGGAGGAGUACAGCGAUGUCACCUUCCUUGUGGAGGGAAAGCGCUUCCCGGCACACCGAGUUAUCCUGGCUGCUCGUUGUCACUACUUCAGGGCCCUGCUGUACGGUGGGAUGAAAGAAUCCCAGCCGCAGGCGGAGGUGUGUUUGGAGGAGACUCGGGCCGAGGCUUUCUCCAUGCUGCUGCACUACCUGUACACAGGCCGGGUCAGUCUUAGCUCAGCCCGGGAAGAGGUGCUGCUGGACUUCCUGGGCCUGGCUCAUCGCUACGGCCUCCAGCCACUGGAGGACUCCACCUCGGAUUUCCUCCGUACGAUAUUGCACACAAACAACGUUUGCCUGGUUUUCGACGUGGCCAGUCUGUACUCUUUAAGCACGCUCAGUGUGGCGUGCUGCGCCUACAUGGACCGGCACGCUCCGGACGUGUUGAACUCUGAUGGAUUCCUCACACUGUCCAAGGCUGCUCUGCUGACCAUGAUCAGACGGGACUCAUUUGCUGCCAGCGAGAAGGAAAUCUUCCUGGCAUUGAGUCGCUGGUGCCGGCAGCAUGGGGAGGAGUUAGACUCCCAGGAAGUGAUGUCAGCAGUGCGGCUUCCACUCAUGACCCUGACCGAGAUGCUGAAUGUGGUGCGACCGUCCGGGCUGGUGAGCCCAGAUGAUCUGCUGGACGCCAUCAAGAUACGCUCAGAGAGCCGCAACAUGGACCUGAAUUACCGCGGAAUGCUGAUCCCAGAGGAGAACAUUGCCACCAUGAAGUACGGUGCUCAGGUGGUGAAAGGCGAGCUGAAGUCGGCACUCCUGGAUGGUGACACCCAGAACUACGACCUGGACCACGGCUUCUCCAGACAUCCCAUUGAGGAGGACGGACGGGCCGGAAUCCAGGUGAAACUGGGUCAGCCGUCCAUUAUAAACCACGUCCGCCUCCUGCUGUGGGACAGAGACAGCCGAUCAUACUCGUACUACAUUGAAGUGUCCAUGGAUGAGCUGGACUGGGUACGAGUUGUGGACUACUCAAAGUUCCUCUGCCGUUCUUGGCAGAAUCUCUUCUUCACACCGCUGGUUUGCAGGUAUGUUCGUAUUGUGGGAACACACAACACAGUCAAUAAAGUUUUCCACCUGGUGGCUUUUGAGUGCAUGUUCACCAAUCGGCCGUUUACCCUGGACAACCAGCUUGUGGUGCCUAGCGAGAAUGUGGCCACCAUUGCUUCAUGUGCCAGUGUGGUCGAGGGCGUCAGCCGGAGUCGAAAUGCCUUGCUCAACGGUGACACACGUAACUAUGACUGGGACUCGGGACACUGCCACCAGCUGGGUUCUGGAGCCAUUGUCAUCCAGCUGGCUCAGCCGUACUCCAUCGGAUCUUUAAGGCUGCUGCUGUGGGACUGUGACGAGCGCUCCUACAGUUACUACAUCGAAGUCUCCACCAAUCAGCAGCAGUGGACCCGAGUGGUCGACCGCACCAGAGUGGCAUGUCGGUCAUGGCAGACUCUGAAGUUUGAUAAGCAGCCCGCCUCUUUCAUCCGCAUUGUGGGGACACACAACACAGCAAACGAGGUGUUCCACUGCGUUCACUUUGAAUGUCCCGCUCAACUGGAUGUCGAGGUCAAUGAAGGCAGCCCAGGCAACGAUGCCCCUGAUUUUGCAUCCCAGCAGCCGCGACCCCACCGACCUUCACGUGCACACAGUUUGCUGCCGUCUCAACCCUCUUCCUCCUCAUCCUCUUCCUCACCAUCCCAUCACUGAGGGGCCUUUUUGGAGGUGUCACAAGGAUGGGGGUGCUCCCAUAUGGCGUUUUUGCACAGCCUUGAUCAUCCAGAUUGCACUGUUACGACGCUGCUAAAGGCGACGGCCUCACUGUCAUUACCCAUAGUUCCUCUUUGCUUUUGUGAGUAGAGACUCGACCCUCUGUAGCAGCAGCGCUGAAAGCUCCAGUCUUCCCGGGUUUGAGCCUGAAUGCAAAAGGUUCAAGGGUGGAUCAGAAAGUAUUGCCUCCUGUUUUCUCAAAACCCAAAUUUAUCUCAGCUAUGUUUGGAACGUCUUUCACAUCUUCGUCGUGUUAACUUGGUCAUUAUUGCAUUUGCUGCGACACGUUUUAUCGCCUCAAAGUACUGCUGAGAUAACAGAUCGUAAGUCCUUCACCUGACUGGGUGGAGAGAAACAGACUGCUGCCCCCUGGUGGCACCUAUGUUUGGCAGGAAAAGAUUUUUCACAUUCUGCUUCGUAAGCAGGUCAAGGCAGCUGGAAGCAGGAAGUUGAAGGUGUUAUAUUUGUUUAGGCAGAUUUUUAUAAGAUUUAAAAAAUGUAUUUUUCUCGUGUUGUUUCAUGACGGCUGUUUUUAUUUCCAUGGAUGAUAAUAAAUAUAUAGAAGCUGAAAUCUAUUUUGUGAAGAUGGUCAUCAGGAGAGAAUUGAUUCAAGCUUGAGCUGUGUCCAGAUUACUUCCUUUGAUUUUGUUUUAUUAAUGAAUAACUGACUUUUGAGUGGAAUUCUAGACUCUUGUUGGCCAGUUAAAUAAUAUCCUCACUGAAGAUGAGGUUCCACCAGAGGGGAGUAUUGUGUGGACCGGUUAAAAGUGAAGCUACUUUAUUUAUUUGACUUGAUGUUGAAUAUUUUUGGUAGCCUGAGAACAGUAAAACGGAGAAUUCCUUCUUCCACCUCCAAGUCUUGGUGACCUUGAUUAGUGGCGUUAUGGUCCCAAUGAUGCUGCUGAUAAUUGUUCGGCAGUGAAGGGCGGAAAGGUGGUCUCUAGCUUCAAGAAGAGUAGAGGAGUGUUUGCUGCUGGUUUGAUUCCAUCUCCUCUUACUUCAGAGCUCUCGAGCUGAGAUACGCUCAAGGAGUUAUUUUCCACCGGCUCUUGUCUUGCAGGUCAUAGCAGUGAAAUUUUGGAGAAUGUCAUGCAUUAGCAUGAGAGUGUGACAGCAUGUUGAGUCUCACACCAAAUGCGUGAGACCUGACAGGACUGCUUUAAAGCGUGAUUCUCACCGAAUGAGGGAGCUCUGUUACUUUGUUGCAGUGACAUCAAACAUUUUCAUACAGUUAAGUCAGAUUUCUGCCCGUUCUUACUGUUGUCCUCUCGCCAACUGCACCUUCUCAUAAUGACUUUUAUUAGUUUAACUGUUAAAUGUCUUUGCAGUUAGUUUUCUGUUGUCUGCGGUGCCUUUGGUGCUUAAUGUUCAGUUUGGUGGUUUUUGUUUUUUGUGUCACUCUGUUUGUUGGCGUUUUGGUUGUGAUGUGAGUCCGCUGCUUAGUACAGGUGAGGGUCCAGGACUGAAUACAACUCAUCAACCUGCAGCUUUCUGCUACCUGUCGGUGACGUCAUGGAAUCUGUGUAACUGUCUGCUUUGAUGGUUGCUCUCCAGGACCCAAGGCGGUUCUUUGGCAUUUAUGUGUGCUCCCAGACUCUGUAACCAUGGUAACAUGUGCAGAUGAGUGUAGGACAGCACAGUUCAUUUAUUUAUGCAGCUUGCUGCAGUGGAAGAAUUCCACCGUGUGCGUGGUUUCCUGGUUGGUUUGUUUUUCAGGUCAGAAUGUUUUCUUGGGUCAAAUAUUUGGACAGUUAGACCGAAUAAACACCUGAGUCCAGGCUCAAAGGGUCCGACUGCGGCUGGAACGCUCGACUGUGACGUCACGCUUGAGCAAAAGGGAAAAAGAUUAAUUGACCUCAGAAGGUUGUUCAAACGCCAUGUUGCCCUGACAAAUAGUGACCCUGCCACGACCUUUGUUUCAAUUCAAUUUAUAUCAUUUAUAUAUCGCCAAAUCACAACAAAGCUGUCUC
Messenger RNA from Thalassophryne amazonica, 3857 nucleotides. It is a transcript of the gene btbd9, whose product is annotated as BTB (POZ) domain containing 9. Gene Ontology annotation, biological process: modulation of chemical synaptic transmission; adult locomotory behavior; circadian behavior. Lineage: Eukaryota; Metazoa; Chordata; Actinopteri; Batrachoidiformes; Batrachoididae. The record is from RefSeq and is a predicted model, not a curated record. Gene Ontology annotation, molecular function: protein binding.